Molecule: messenger RNA, 2553 nt
Organism: Sorex araneus (European shrew)
Lineage: Eukaryota; Metazoa; Chordata; Mammalia; Eulipotyphla; Soricidae
Gene: WNT10A
Product: Wnt family member 10A
Exons: 4
Coding region: 648-1910 (420 amino acids)
Biological process (GO): neuron differentiation; canonical Wnt signaling pathway; cell fate commitment
Cellular component (GO): extracellular region
Molecular function (GO): cytokine activity; frizzled binding
Source: RefSeq, a predicted model, not a curated record
UGCACAGACCGGACCGACAGACGGACAGAUGCCGUGGCCCGGGAACGCCUGCCAACCUCCACUCCUGCACCCCCCUCCGUGACGUCACGUGGGGUACAGGCCGGAGACUCUCCACAUGGGGGUGCGCGCGGAGGGGGGGAAAGGUUGGGGAGAGGGGAGGCGGCGUUGCUCCCCGGGACAGUCGGAUCACUCUCGCGGCACAGACAGCGCCGCCCCCCUUCGCCCCCCCCACCCCCGCCCACCUCGCACGCCGCCCUCGGAAGCACAGGCUCGCGGCUCUGCGCUGGGGGUGGGUGGGGGGGCUCCCCGCACCCCAGCCUCGCGCUCCCCGCCCGCCACACCUCCGGGCCCCCCUUACCCUCCAGAAGCACUGGGAGUUGGGGCAGGGGGGCCUCGGGAAAUUCCCCGGACCCCUGUGCCAGGAGGUGGCCGGUGCGCCCGCCCGCACCCCCCCCCCCGAGGGCGGUGCCCGGGGGCGCUGCCCCAUGGAGCGGGGAGGCGGGCGCCGUCUGCUCCCGGAGCUGUGACCCAAGUCAAGUCGGAGCUGUGUGUCGCAGCCGGCCGACCCCCGCGGAUCAUGCGCCGCCGGCCCCGGCUCGUCGGGCCGUGAGCCCCCCCACUUCCCGGCCGGCCCCGGCCCUCGCGCCAUGGGCAGCUCGCACCCUGGCACCUGGCGGCGGCUCGGACCCUGGCCCCGGCCGCGGCCCGCGCUCUGCGCGCUCCUGCUCUUCCUCCUGCUGCUGGCAGCCGCCGUGCCCAGGUCGGCACCCAAUGACAUCCUGGGCCUCCGCCUGCCCCCGGAGCCCGUGCUCAAUGCCAACACCGUGUGCCUGACGCUGCCUGGCCUGAGCAGACGGCAGAUGGAGGUGUGCGUGCGGCACCCCGACGUGGCCGCCUCGGCCAUCCAGGGCAUCCAGAUCGCCAUCCACGAGUGCCAGCACCAGUUCCGGGACCAGCGCUGGAACUGUUCCAGCCUCGAGACUCGCAACAAGAUCCCCUACGAGAACCCCAUCUUCAGCAGAGGAUUCCGGGAGAGCGCCUUCGCCUACGCCAUCGCGGCAGCCGGCGUGGUACAUGCAGUGUCCAACGCAUGCGCCCUGGGCAAGCUGCGGGCCUGCGGCUGCGACGCAUCCCGGCGCGGGGACGAGGAAGCCUUCCGCCAGAAGCUGCACCGCCUGCAGCUGGACGCGCUGCAGCGCGGGAAGGGCCUGAGCCACGGCGUCCCGGAGCACCCAGCCCUGCCCCCUGCCAGCCCCGGCCUGCAGGACUCCUGGGAGUGGGGCGGCUGCAGCCCCGACGUGGGCUUUGGAGAGCGCUUCUCCAAGGACUUUCUGGACUCGCGGGAGCCGCACCGAGACAUCCAUGCGCGCAUGAGGCUUCAUAACAAUAGAGUUGGGAGGCAGGCGGUGAUGGAGAACAUGAGGCGGAAGUGCAAGUGCCACGGCACGUCGGGCAGCUGCCAGCUCAAAACCUGCUGGCAGGUGACGCCCGAGUUCCGCGCGGUGGGGGCGCUGCUGCGCGGCCGCUUCCAGCGGGCCACGCUCAUCCGGCCGCACAACCGCAACAGCGGGCAGCUGGAGGCCGGGCCGGCGGCGGCGGCGGGGGCGCCCUCGGCCGCGCCGGGCACGCCCGCGCCGCGGCGCCGCGCCAGCCCCGCCGACCUGGUCUACUUCGAGAAGUCCCCCGACUUCUGCGAGCGCGAGCCGCGCCUGGACUCGGCGGGCACCGCGGGCCGCCUGUGCAACAAGAGCAGCGCGGGCCCCGACGGCUGCGGCAGCCUCUGCUGCGGCCGCGGCCACAACAUCCUGCGCCAGACGCGCAGCGAGCGCUGCCACUGCCGCUUCCACUGGUGCUGCUUCGUGGUCUGCGAGGAGUGUCGCAUCACCGAGUGGGUGAGCGUGUGCAAGUGAGCGCCGCCGCCGCCGCCGCCGCCGUGUCGUCGGGACGCUGGCUCCUGAGAGAGAAAGGAUCCGGGACCACCUCGCCAUCUCCCUCUAGGCACCCCCCCUUCCACCCACCCUUCCCUCCAGCCCCCCAACGCCCCCACCCCUGCGUCCUGAGGUUCUGCUCGGCCUGCCUGGAUCCCCCUGCCCCCACCCCCACCACACACACACACACACACACACACACACACACACACACACACACACACACACACCCCUCGCUUCUGGGGACUCAGAGACAGCCCCAGCUCCAAGGGCACAGCCGGGGCUGAGACUGCAGCUCAGGGCGGCUCCUGGGCUUGUUGCUCUCGGCCUUCACCUCUUGUCCUGGCGGUGACCUGCCAGGGAGGGGUUCAGAAGAAGCAAUGGACAGCAUGCCAGCCGCGAGCUUCCACGGAGACCCCGGGACGCCCCUUGCCUCCCCACCCCCCCUUAUCAUUCAUUUAACCUAUUUAUUUUGCAUCCUUUGUGGCCUGGCUCUCUGGGCACACACCCCCCCCCUCCCGGGGUGGUGCUCGGGAUACAGAUGUGACUAAAGAGAGACAGCAGAUGCCCUCUGGGGGUGACCUUCUGGCUUGGGGAGAUGGGCAAUAAACUUGUGCUACACACA